This is a messenger RNA of Apis florea (little honeybee), 3698 nucleotides long. Its product is annotated as cytoplasmic dynein 2 intermediate chain 1. Gene Ontology annotation, biological process: intraciliary transport. Gene Ontology annotation, cellular component: cytoplasmic dynein complex. Lineage: Eukaryota; Metazoa; Arthropoda; Insecta; Hymenoptera; Apidae. Gene Ontology annotation, molecular function: dynein light chain binding; dynein heavy chain binding. The record is from RefSeq and is a predicted model, not a curated record.
AUGUAGCGCUGUUAUAAAAAUGACAGUUUACAUCAUGGUGAUUUUAUAAGAAUUGUCAACAUUAAUCAAUCAUAAACAUGUCUCAUAAGGGAACAAUUAAAAAGAGUUUAACAGCUAAGGAUGGACAAGAAUCAAAUAUUAAAUUUAAAUCCAAAAGUUCAUCAUCUCAUAAAGAAGUAGAAAACUUUGAACAAUUAGAUUUAAAAUUGAUAAGAAUGUCACAAACUCUUCAAAGAAAAAAGAGUGAUGAAUAUUCAAGAUUAACACAUAAUUUACAAUCAAACAAAAGCAGUACAAAACAAUCUAUUAAAUCUGCUAAAAUUAUUCCUGUUAAGGAAAGUUUAUCUUUAACAUCAAAACUAAAUGUUAAUAGUCCUAGACCAUCAAAAAGUAUUUUAACAUCAAAAACAUCAAUUGAUUCUACAAAAAAAAUCAAUAAUAAUAUAAAAAGUAGUAAAAGCAGUACUGGAAGAAUAAAAAGCAAUUAUUCAGAAAAGAGAGGAUUAAGUACAAUAUAUGUGCCACAAUCAUUUUCAAGCAAGCUUAAUGUUAAAUUAUUGGAUAAAAGUCCUAGUUCUACAUCAAAAGACAAAGAACAAAUUAAAACACAUACAAGUACCCCAGAAGUAACUGAAUCAAAAUUAAAAUCAAGAGAACGUAAAUUGUCUAGAACAUUAAGUCCUAGUGAAAUAAAAAUGUUACAUUCUGCUAAAAAUAGAUCAGAUUCAUUACAAAAAAUGGAUCAAAAUAAAGAAGAGCAAGCAGAUUAUGAAUAUGAUUAUGAAGAUGAUUUUGAAGAUUAUGAGUCUGAUUUUCAAGAAUGUACAGAUAGUGAAUCAUCUGAAGUUAGUGAAGAAACAAAUAAUUAUAAUUUAUCAUUAGAUCCAAUUGAAUUACAUACUACAAAACAACGCAAAAUUGUGAACAGUACUGAAAAUACAAAAGAAGAAGAACAUAUGCAUGAUUCUGGUCACUAUGAACUUACAGAAGCAAGAAAAAGAGCAGCAAGAAUAGAAUUAAUUACAAAUGAUCCAAAAUUAUCUUCUCUUCUUGAAAUAAAACAACCAGUUAAUAAAUCAUAUAGUGAAGAUAAAUCAGAAAAUAAAUCAUUACCAUUAUCUACUGAUGAAGGAUUUGAAGAUAGUCGUUCUGGUGAUUUUACAAAAUCGCCAUCAAUCUCACAAAUUUCAUUUAUUGAUUUCCAUAAAGUCAAAGAAAAAAAAAAACAAAGGUAAUAAAUUAAUUUCGAAUUAAUUAAAUUUUUCAUUAAUAAUUUUAUCUAUUAUCAUUUCCAGAAAUCCAAAAGAGCUUUAAGUAGAGGUGAAGAACUUUUAGAAAUGAUAAAAUUAGAUGUUAUGGAGUGGUCUCUUUUGGAAUGUUUACCUAUACCAUAUGAAGAAUUUAUUAGAAACUAUGGAAAAUUAAAUACUCAACAAAUAUCAACACAAACUGGUGAAGAUAAUAUUGAUAUAGAAAUACAAACGGAGAAAAUUAUAUUUAAAAAUAAGUGGACUCAAUUCCCUAUAACUUGUAGAAAUAAUAUACAAACCAAGGAAGAUUUAGACUUGUUUCGUAUGGAUCAAAUUGGAACUGGCAGCGAUAAUGAUGUAGAAACUGUGAAUUCUUUAUCAUUACAAUCUUUUGAUAUAUUACGAUUAAAUGAUUUUAUAAAUCGCGCAGGAAAAGUAAUAUUAUCAUUACUGGAAGAAAGACGAUCGGGUGGUAAUGUAUUUAAAAAUGAAAAAGAAGUACCAUUCAGUGAUGGUAUUGUCAAACUUUGUAUAAAUUCUGUAACAUUUCUGGCUGGUAGAACAGUAACAAUAAUUCAUUAUUCUGAAAUCCUAAAUAAAAUUUUAUUGACUAUUCAUUCUCCAGUUGAAGAAGAAAUUGAAACAUCCAGCAAACAAGAUUAUAUAACUGAUUGUUGUAUUGGAUGUGUCUGGAAUAUUUCUGAACCAUCUAGACCAAUUAAAUUAUUUUAUUCUACCUGUCCUAUUACUGCAUGUUGUUUCCAUUCGGCAAAUUAUAAUAUUAUAUUUGGUGGAUUGCAAGAUGGAUCAAUAUGUCUCUGGGAUUUAAAAGAAGAUGAAAUGUGGCAUCAUAAAAUUACAGAUAAAACCAAUAAUUUAGAUUGGAUAAUACGAAUACCUACAUAUACAACAGCAACAAAUAUUGAUAUAAAUAUUCAUACUACACAAAUCGUUGCAGUAUGUGUAUUAUCUAAAAUUGAAGAAAAGUUUGAUACAUUGAUACAACAUAACAAUAAAUUUAUACCAAUACAGAUAUGUAGCUUAAAUGAAAAUGGUACUCUUAUUAUAUGGAGUGUUUUGCAUAAUAUGGGCAAAAAUAUUGAGGAUUUAGGACUAUCAUUUUGGGGUACUAUAAAACUUGUUAAAAGUCAAGAAUUAUUUUUACAAUCUAAUCAUAAGAAAAAGAUCAAUGCAGCUACUUUCAUUGAUAUGCACGUGGAUUGUAUUAAUAGUAACAAUUUUUAUAUUGCUACUAAUAGUAACAAUAUUUUGCAUGGUACUUGUAUUGGUAAAAAAACUAAUCCUGCUAUAUACACAAAAUUGGAUACUAGUGCCUGUGGAAAUGUAACUUAUAUAGAAAAUUGUCCAUUUGGUUAUUCAUUUUUUCUGGUUAGCUGUGAUGAUGGAACAAUUCGGUUACACUCUUUAAAUACUGAAAAACCAAUUUUACAAUUAAAAGAUGAAGAUAGUACAUAUAUGAUUAAAUCAAUACAAUGGUCACGAUCGAAACCAUUCACAUUUUUUGUAUUAGAUAAUAAAUCAUGCAUACAUAUAUGGGACUUAAGUAAUAGUGAUAUAUAUCCAACAUAUAAAAUAAAUAUGCAAAAAAGUGGAAAUAUAAAAAGUAUGCAAUUAUCAUAUUGUAAAACAAAACGAGAUAUGUCUCAUCAAUAUUUGGCAUUUGGUAUAGAAUCUGGAGACAUAGAAAUACACAAAUUAAAAACAAGUUUUUAUCAUUCAAAAAAAGAAGAUUAUUUAGAAGAAUUAAAUACUUUUAUGCGAUAUAUUGCAAUUUUAUAAUUAAGAUAAAGUCAUUAAUAGAAACUAUUCAAAAAAAUUGAAACUUUUUUAUAUUCUCAGUGAAUCAAAACAAAAUAUCAUGGAUACCAUGGAUAUAUAAUAUUUGUAUUUUUCAAGAAAACUGUAUAUUCAAAAAUAAUAAGAACAAUCUUAUCAUUAUUUUAAAAACAUUUUGUUAAUGAAAAUGUUAACAGAUUAAACAUAAUUUAUACAAAACUAUUAUUAUUUAUUAAGCAAUUAUUUAUUAAUUAUUAUUAUUUAUGAAACUAUCUACAAAUUAUAUACAAUUGAUAAUUUUAUAAUAUAAAGAAAUAUUUAAAUAAUAUAAUCUUAAUGAAGAAUAAUGUAGUUUAUAAUUAACAGUAGUUAAUAAUAAUAAUUUUUAUUAUUUAUUAUUUUUUUUUAUUAUAAUAAAAUUUUAUCAAAAUAUGAAUAUAUACACAAUAACAGUAGAUAUGAUAUUUAUGCUUAAGCAAUUUAUAACAACAGAACAAAAAAUAUAUAUAUAAAGAUCAUGUUAUAAAGAGAAUUCAAACUUUUUACACCAUUACAAUAAACUUGUUUAACGACAUCGUUAAUAAUAUCAGAAUAACUCAUUGCUCGUUGAAUUUGAUGAACUUCUAACUGUAGAUGUUGUGUUCCUUCCUA